AUGGGUAUUAGGAGUGGAUUACACCCACAAGAGCAAGGGACGAGAAACUACCUUCCACCAGCUAUACAUACACUUUCAAAGGACGAGAAACACUUAUUUUGUGAACGUUUGUUCUUGUUGAAGGUACCAGAUGGGUAUAGUUCAAAUAUUCGAAAUUGUGUUUCAAUGGAACAAUGCAAGCUUGUGGGUCUUAAGUCACACGAUUGUCACAUUUUGAUGCAACAAUUACUACCAGUUGCAAUAAGAGGAUUGAUGCCUAAGGGUCCAAGGGAUGCUAUAAUAAGAUUAUGUGCAUUCUUCAAUCGAAUAUGUCAACGAGUUAUUGACAGGGAGAGCUUGAUGACAUUUGAAAAUGAAGUUGCUGAAACGUUAUGCUUGUUUGAGAGAUUCUUUCCACCAUCAUUUUUUGAUGUCAUGAUUCACUUGGUGAUUCAUAUUGGACGAGAAGCACGAUUAUGUGGAUCGAUUCAAUUUCGAUGGAUGUAUCCCUUUGAGAGACGUAUGAAAACACUCAAAGAAUAUGUCAGAAAUCGAGCAAGGCCUGAAGGUUGUAUUGCAGAGUCUUAUCUUGCAGAUGAGUGUGUGAUUUUUUGUAAUGAAUUCAUUAACAGAACAGGUGAAUUGAACACAAAAAAAGGUCGUAAUGAAGAGUGGGCCAAUGAUGUGUUACUUGAAGGUCGUCCAAUUUUUGGGAAAAAAUAA
Molecule: messenger RNA, 702 nt
Organism: Humulus lupulus (European hop)
Lineage: Eukaryota; Viridiplantae; Streptophyta; Magnoliopsida; Rosales; Cannabaceae
Exons: 2
Coding region: 1-702 (233 amino acids)
Source: RefSeq, a predicted model, not a curated record